Messenger RNA from Prosopis cineraria, 1555 nucleotides. RefSeq lists its product as uncharacterized. The transcript is spliced from 2 exons. The record is from RefSeq and is a predicted model, not a curated record. Lineage: Eukaryota; Viridiplantae; Streptophyta; Magnoliopsida; Fabales; Fabaceae. The coding region runs from base 218 to 844 and encodes 208 amino acids.
AGGAAUAUCUGCAAAGUGAAAUCACAAUUAUAUUGGUUUCCCACGAAGAUCAAAUUUCGGUAGCUCACCUUUCCCUUUACCCUCUCUCGGACAUACACUCUAUAUAACAACUUGCUUGCAAGCUUCUUCAGAUCAGUCGCACUCAGCCCAUAAUCUUCUCCGUCUUCGCCUAAGCCUUAAACCCUCGUUGAGUAGCGUCAUAUUUUGCACUUUCAACAUGGAAAGAAACAGCCAUCCAAAACGUUCCUCCAGGUGUACGAAAAUCCGUGAAGCACUGUCAAACAGUUCCGCCGUGCGAACUAUUCAUCGCAUCUCGCACUAUCAUCACCAAGAACCUUCCGGUUCUCCAUUGCCUCGACCUCGGCAUCUCAGAGGAAAUUAUAACGGCGAAGGAAACGGAGCAAUUCCCAUCAAGUUCGUUGAUCACCCAAACCCCACUUUCAAUGGGCAGGCCCAAGUAGGCAACGUUGCUACCAGGAUUGAACCUGAACGACCACACUAUGCUGCUGUGGACGCAGCAGCUGGGCUUAAAGGUGAAGAUAAAGGCAAGCCUGCGGCGCGGGGUUUUGAUCAGCAACAUGAUAAUAAGAAGGAUGUGAAUUAUAUGUUCGGUGAGUACAUUCAAAGGGCUAGAGAGAAAUUUAGAACCAUGUCCAACAUUGGGAAGGGGCAGAGCAAGCCUGCACCGGACGAGGCUAGUCUGAACGUUGCCAAGAAAAAGGAUACCCACAAAGAUCACAUUUCUGAGUUUAUCAACCGUACUAAGAAGAAGAUCAGAACUACUUCAAGUAUUCGAUUCGGAAAGAAUGAAUCGUUGAAAAGGCGGAUGUAUGCAGAAACGUAAUUACUCUAUCAAACCCAGCCCAUGUUCACAUAUCAAAUGCACGAAGGAAGGGAAGAGAGACAGAAGAGUGAAGUCUGGAGAACGUUCUAAGUAUUUGAAGAACCUCGUUGAAAUCAGUUUGCAUCAUCUCUCAUGCCCCCGUUUACAUGAAUGUGUGCGGUUAUAGAUGUGGGCUUAGACUUGAAUUUUUUUUUUUAGCUUGUAUUUUUUAUGUAGAGUCGAUAGUUCAGAUAAAGCCAGACAGGCUAACCGAAAUCCAUCUAAAAAAAGUUAGGACUAAAUUUAGUUAUAUAGACUUUUUUUUAAAAAAGGUAAGAUACUUUAAGUCUAGUCAAAUUGAAUUUGACCUGAACAAGUUUGACCAUUGAAAUUUUCGACUAUUUAUAUAUAGAAUUAAUAAUUUUAGCUAAAUUUGACAAGCCAACCUGAAUUCAAUUGAAAAAAGUUAAAACUAGACUUAGUUAUAUGAGUUUUUUUAAGGGAAUAAGAUACUUUAAACCCAAUUCAUAUAAGCAAACUCAAAUUGAGUCCAACUCGAGUGAGGCUGGCUCGCCCGAAUUAUCGACUUUAUUUUUAUGUAUAUAUGCAACAAUUUGUUUUAGGAUAAGCCAAAAUAACAGCAUUCCUAUCAUCUUCUAACUCUUGUCGGGCCACGUUGACUCGAUUUCUCCAUCAAGUCUAGUCUAUUGAACUCAUAACUUUAAAGAGUCA